GGGGAGGCGUGGCCGUGGUGUCUGCGGAGGCGCGGGCGUCGCGGCCGGGACUUUGGCUUUGACACCGACAGCAAGCAGGAGCCGUGGCUCUGGUGCUGGGGUCUGGACGCGGUUCUUGCGGACCCCGCUUUCGAGGCGAGAGCAGGACUUUUUUGCCUGGAUGAACGCAACUGCGGCGCUGGUGCAGCAAUAGGCUUUGGUGCUGCCGCGGAGCCGAAUUUCACCGCCGCUGCCGCCUCCGCGAAGCCCUGCAGCUCCUGCCGGUUCUGGGAGAGCGACUCUGAGAGUUUCUCCAGCAGGAAGAGCUGGGACCCGUGGCCCGAAGCGGCGUGGGAGAGAUCCUGCGGCCCAUCCCUGACCUGCCCCCACGUGGGCACUAGGGCUGAAAACUGGGGCCCCGCGCUGUCCCGGGUUGGGCUCAGGCUUCGGAGCCGCAGGUGGAAGGAGAACAGCCCGGAGGAGUGCCUCAGAGGUGGCCAAGUGAAAGUGUGAACACUCUGGGCAUGGAGAUUUAGUGUUUGUGGUGCCCACUUCGUGCCCUGACUCCUUCACCUUACCUUUUUCUGCGUCUGUGAGGUCUACCAGGCUUCUUCUCUAGCCAGCGAGUUCUGCGGUGGUGAGGCCUUCCUGGGCCCCUGAUCCUGGCCGGCCAUGGGGAGCACGCUGGGCUGCCACCGCUCCAUCCCCCGGGACCCCUCAGACCUGUCCCAUAGCCGCAAGUUCAGUGCUGCCUGCAACUUCAGCAACAUCCUGGUGAACCAGGAGCGGCUCAACAUCAACACCGCCACGGAGGAGGAGCUGAUGACCCUGCCUGGGGUGACGCGUGCAGUGGCACGCAGCAUCGUGGAGUACCGCGAGUACAUUGGUGGCUUCAAGAAGGUGGAGGACCUGGCGCUGGUCAGUGGCGUGGGUGCCACCAAGUUGGAGCAGGUCAAGUUCGAGAUCUGCGUGAGCAGCAAGGGCAGCUCCGCGCAGCACUCUCCCAGCUCCCUGAGGCGGGACCUGCUGGCGGAGCAGCAGCCUCACCACCUGGCCACUUCCGUGCCCCUCACCCCGCGCGUCAACAUCAACACAGCCACCCCCGCUCAGCUCAUGAGCGUGCGUGGCCUCACGGAGAAGAUGGCCAUCAGCAUCGUGGACUACCGCCGGGAGCACGGACCCUUCCGCAGCGUCGAGGACCUGGUGAGGAUGGGCGGCAUCAAUGCCGCCUUCCUGGACAGGAUACGGCACCAGGUGUUUGCCGAGAGGUCCAGGCCCCCGUCCACCCACACCAACGGGGGCCUGACCUUCACCGCCAAGCCUCACCCCAGCCCCACCUCGCUGAGCUUGCAGAGUGAGGACCUGGACCUGCCGCCAGGGGGACCUACGCAGAUCAUCUCCACGCGGCCUUCGGUGGAGGCCUUUGGGGGCACAAGGGACGGGCUGCCUGUGCUGAGGCUGGCCACCUGGAACUUGCAGGGCUGUUCAGUGGAGAAGGCCAACAACCCGGGGGUGCGGGAGGUGGUGUGCAUGACGCUCCUGGAAAACAGCAUCAAGCUGCUAGCCGUUCAAGAACUCCUUGACCGAGAGGCCCUCGAAAAGUUCUGUACGGAGCUGAACCAGCCAAUCCUGCCCAACAUCCGCAAGUGGAAGGGGCCCCGAGGAUGCUGGAAGGUCGUGGUUUCCGAGACGCCCUCGACUCAGCUCCCAAAGGGGGCCGGGUUCGCGGGGUUCCUGUGGGACGUCACAGCUGGGGUGGAGCUGAGAGAUGCCGCCUGGCAGGAGAGCUCGCCUGGCAACGGGCACGGGAAACCCGCCGGCCCCAGUCCCUACCUCGCAAGGUUCAAGGUGGGAAGCCAUGACUUGACCCUCGUGAACCUUCACCUGGCAGCCCUGACCCUCCCAGGGGGUGAGAAUCCGAGCAAGAAUCACAGCGAUGGGCACCGCUGGGCUAGCUUCACCCAGACUUUGCAGGAGAGCCUGAAAGGAGAAAAAGAUGUGAUCGUUUUAGGGGAUUUCGGCCAGGGGCCAGACAGCAGUGACUACGACAUCUUGAGGAGGGAAAAAUUCCACCCCCUGAUCCCCGCGCACACCUUCACCAACAUCAGCACCAAGAAUCCUCAAGGCUCGAAGACGCUGGACAACAUCUGGAUCAGUAAAAGCUUAAAGAAGGUUUUCACAGGUCACUGGGCUGUCGUGAGAGAAGGCCUCACGAACCCUUGGAUUCCAGACAACUGGUCCUGGGGCGGAGUGGCUUCGGAACACUGCCCCGUGCUCGCCGAGUUCUACACGGAGAAGGACGGGAGCAGGAAGGAGGGCCCUCGGAACAGCAGCGGGGUCACCCUAGAGCCAAGUGAGGCCAACAUUAAGCACGAGCGAUGAUGACGCCAAGUCAGUUUUCCACCCCCAACCCCGGAGGCGAGGAGCUCGCCCUCCGGGUGAAGAUGCAGAGCCCCGAGCUCCAGCCUCAGCACCGGCCUCGCCCGCCUGCGCCCUGUGUGGACCUCUCUGGACUCUCAAGGAAGGAGCCUGUCCGGCCCUCGAGGAGCCGGAUGCUCACAUCAGAAGCCCAGGGGAGACCCGGAAUAUCUUCUCUCUGCCGAUGCCGCCAACCGGGGUGCCCCCGGCGGCCCCCCCCCGCUCCUGGACGGCAGCGCCGCGGGAACGGCGUUGGAGGCUCAAGGCGGAGCAAGACGCUCGGCCACCAGGACCUGCCCGGCAAUGCCCGGAGCCCUCGUUUCUGACCACCCGUCUGCGUUGUUCCGGCUUCAAAUUCCAUACAGCUUUUAACUUGAGCACGCUCCUCAGAUAUUUUGAGUGGUGAUUUUUAGUUUUGUUUGGAACAAAAUAAACAGAGAUGAACCUA
Messenger RNA from Phacochoerus africanus (Common warthog), 2845 nucleotides. RefSeq names its product endonuclease/exonuclease/phosphatase family domain containing 1 (gene EEPD1). Gene Ontology annotation, cellular component: plasma membrane. Gene Ontology annotation, molecular function: DNA binding; catalytic activity. The record is from RefSeq and is a predicted model, not a curated record. Gene Ontology annotation, biological process: DNA repair. The coding region runs from base 652 to 2361 and encodes 569 amino acids. The transcript has 8 exons. NCBI's taxonomy places the organism in Eukaryota, Metazoa, Chordata, Mammalia, Artiodactyla, Suidae.